This is a messenger RNA of Fukomys damarensis (Damara mole-rat), 4419 nucleotides long. It is a transcript of the gene Trim37, whose product is annotated as tripartite motif containing 37. The record is from RefSeq and is a predicted model, not a curated record. Gene Ontology annotation, molecular function: zinc ion binding; tumor necrosis factor receptor binding; ubiquitin protein ligase binding. Gene Ontology annotation, cellular component: aggresome; peroxisome. The transcript is spliced from 23 exons. NCBI's taxonomy places the organism in Eukaryota, Metazoa, Chordata, Mammalia, Rodentia, Bathyergidae. Gene Ontology annotation, biological process: protein autoubiquitination; negative regulation of centriole replication. The coding region runs from base 419 to 3181 and encodes 920 amino acids.
CGCACCUCUGGCUGCCUUGGUUACCGUUGGUGUUAGCGAAUCGUCUGCGGCACCUCCUUCGCUCGCGACCAGCGCCUCAGACUCCCGCGGCGGUUCGAUACGCGCGCGCCCGUGUCACGUGGGCCGAAGCUUCUUUGCGGUCGCUGACUGGCGGCUGAGGCGGGAGGAAGGAGCUGCGGCCGCUGCUUACCCUCCCUCUGUACCCUACGGCGGGCGCGGUGAUAAAAAUGGCGAAAUGGGGGUAGCUGGCACAGAACCUGAGGAGAUGAGGCGCGCUAGUGGGGCAGUUGUCUGAACCCCUUGAUUUGGGUGCCGGGUUGUUCUUGGCUGUUUGACCUGACGACCUCGGGCCGGCGGUUGUUAGGGCAGACCACGGACUCCUGCGGGUCGCCGAGGGCCCCGCCGAGAGCCUGAGGCAAUGGAUGAGCAGAGUGUGGAGAGCAUUGCUGAGGUUUUCCGAUGUUUCAUUUGCAUGGAGAAAUUGCGGGAUGCUCGCCUGUGUCCACAUUGCUCCAAGCUUUGUUGUUUCAGCUGUAUUAGGCGCUGGCUGACAGAGCAGAGAGCUCAGUGUCCUCAUUGCCGUGCUCCACUCCAGCUACGAGAACUAGUAAAUUGUCGUUGGGCAGAAGAAGUAACACAACAGCUUGAUACUCUUCAACUCUGCAGUCUCACCAAACAUGAAGAAAAUGAAAAGGACAAAUGUGAAAAUCACCAUGAAAAGCUUAGUGUAUUUUGCUGGACUUGUAAGAAGUGUAUCUGCCAUCAGUGUGCACUUUGGGGAGGAAUGCAUGGUGGACAUACCUUUAAACCUUUGGCAGAAAUUUAUGAGCAGCAUGUCACUAAAGUGAAUGAAGAGGUAGCCAAACUUCGUCGACGUCUCAUGGAACUGAUCAGCUUAGUUCAAGAAGUGGAAAGAAAUGUAGAAGCUGUAAGAAAUGCAAAAGAUGAGCGUGUUCGUGAAAUUAGGAAUGCGGUGGAAAUGAUGAUUGCACGAUUAGACACACAGCUUAAAAAUAAGCUUAUAACACUGAUGGGUCAGAAGACAUCUCUAACCCAAGAAACUGAGCUGUUGGAAUCCUUACUUCAGGAAGUAGAGCAUCAGUUGCAGUCUUGUAGUAAGAGUGAGUUGAUAUCAAAGAGCUCAGAGAUCCUAAUGAUGUUUCAGCAAGUUCAUCGAAAGCCCAUGGCAUCCUUUGUUACUACUCCUGUUCCGCCAGAUUUUACCAGUGAAUUAGUACCGUCUUAUGAUUCAGCUACUUUUGUUUUAGAGAAUUUCAGCACUUUGCGCCAGAGAGCAGAUCCUGUUUAUAGUCCUCCUCUUCAAGUUUCAGGACUUUGCUGGAGAUUAAAAGUUUACCCGGAUGGAAAUGGAGUUGUGCGUGGUUACUACUUAUCUGUGUUUCUGGAACUCUCAGCUGGCUUGCCUGAAACUUCCAAAUAUGAAUAUCGUGUAGAGAUGGUUCAUCAGUCCUGCAAUGAUCCUACCAAAAAUAUCAUUCGAGAAUUUGCAUCUGACUUUGAAGUUGGUGAAUGCUGGGGUUAUAACAGAUUUUUCCGGCUAGACUUACUUGCAAAUGAAGGCUAUUUGAAUCGACAAAAUGAUACAGUAAUUUUAAGGUUUCAGGUACGUUCACCUACUUUUUUUCAAAAAUGCCGGGACCAGCAUUGGUAUAUCACACAGUUGGAAGCUGCACAGACUAGUUAUAUCCAACAAAUAAACAAUCUUAAAGAGAGACUUACCAUUGAGCUGUCUCGAACUCAGAAAUCAAGAGAUUUGUCACCACCAGAUAAUCAUCUUAGCCCCCAAACUGAUGACUCCCCUGAGAUACGAGCUAAGAAGUCUGGGUCAUGCUCUGACAUGCUUCUUGAAAGUGCUCCUACUACAGCUUCUAUAAGAGAGACCAAAGAAGAUGAAGAAGAUGAAGAGAAGAUUCAGAAUGAAGAUUAUCAUCAUGAGCUUUCAGAUGGAGAUCUGGAUCUGGAUCUCGUCGGUGAAGAUGAAGUAAAUCACCUUGAUGGCAGCAGUUCUUCUGCUAGUUCCACAGCUACAAGUAACACAGAAGAAAAUGACAUCGAUGAAGAAACUAUGUCUGGAGAAAAUGAUGUAGAAUAUAACAACAUGGAAUUGGAAGAAGGAGAACUCAUGGAAGAUGCAGCUGCUUCAGGACCUCCAGGUAGUAGCCAUGGGUAUGUGGGUGCCAGCAGCCGAAUGUCAAGAAGAGCACAUUUAUGCUCUGCUGCUACCAGUAGUUUAUUAGACAUUGAUCCUUUAAUCUUAAUACAUUUGUUGGACCUUAAGGACCAGAGCAGUAUGGAAAAUCUGUGGGGCUUACAGCCUCGCCCACCUGCCUCAUUUUUGCAGCCCACAGCAUCAUAUUGUCGAAAAGAUAAAGAUCAAAGGAAGCAGCAGGCAAUGUGGCGAGUGCCCUCUGAUUUAAAGAUGCUGAAAAGACUCAAAACUCAUAUGGCUGAAGUUCAGUGUAUGACAACUGAUGUAAAGAAUACACUUUCAGAAAUAAAAAGUAAUAAUACUGCUUCUGGAGACGUGCAGACAGCCCUUUUUUCUGCUGACCAGACAGCUCUGGCUGCGUGUGGAACUGAAAACUCUGGCAGAUUACAAGAUUUGGGAAUGGAGCUCCUGGCAAAGUCAUCAGUUGCCAGUUGUUAUAUAAGAAACUGCUCCCCAGGAAGCUCCCAGUCUGCGAGCAGGCACAGUUCUCCCCGAGGCUUGACACAUGGCAUCAUGAGUGAUAUCCUGCCCAAACCCGAAGACCGGCAGUGUAAAGCUUUGGACUCAGAUGCUGUUGUGGUGGCAGUUUUCAAUGGCUUACCUGUUGUUAAGAUAAGAAAGAAAAUGAUAACCUUGGGGGCUAAUGCUAAAGGAAGUCGUCUGGAAGGAAUGCCAAUAACUGAUUUGGAGAAUAAUUCCGAAACUGGAGAGUUACAGCCUAUAUUACCUGAAGGAGCUUCAGCUGCCCCCGACGAAGGAAUGAGUAGUGACAGUGACAUUGAAUGUGACACUGAGAAUGAGGAGCAGGAAGAGCACACCACCAUGGUUGGAUUUAAUGACUCUUUCAUGGCACAGCCCCCAGGUGAAGAUUCUCAUUCCAGUUUUCCUGAUGGUGAGCAAGUAGGCCCUGAAAAUCUCCACUUCAGUACUGAUGAAAACAGUGGAAGGUAAUUGCCAGAUCAAGGGAAAUGACUUACAAGCUUCCUUGACACUGAAAUUUGUUGUAGUUGGUGCUCAAAUUUGUCAUCAAUCAGAUAAUCAGAUUUAGUGUCAUUUUUGUCUUCAUCUGUACCUGCAAUAGUAAUUGAGAAACUGUUACAAAGUAGCACAAUUCUAGUAGAAGAGAGUAGUAUGUGGGAAAAAAUUAACAGUGCGGGAAGAGUUCUAAUAUAAUAAAAUAGUGUGGCCCUUAAUUUAGCAAAUUAGUACAUUCACAGAAGGCAUUUACUGAAAUGUCAGCUAACUGCCAGAAAGUGUACCAAGGCAAUGCAUGCACGCAUAACUUUCUCUUGUUGGUACUCUUCUGUCUUUGGCUAGAUACUCAAUUGUGUUUAAAUAACUGCCUAAGUAUUUGGGGUUUUAAUCACAGUUUAUAGUUUCUUUUAGGACCUAUGGAGUAGUGAACAGAAAAACUAGUUAUUGAUUCUUUAGAAUAGAAACUUUACAUGAAUAACCAAAGUAACACUAAACGAAAUCUCCUUUUUGGAGUAUGUUGACAGACUAAAAUUUAUUUAUUUACCAUUUCUCUUGUUCAAGUGCAAGAACACUGUUUAAUGGCACAUAAUCUUUUGGCAAAUGUAAUUUAAAAUGAAUUAAUGUGGAUUGGUUAUAUGUGGACAUAUUAUUUAAAUUAAAUGUUUGUCAUUUGAAAUUUUAUUUUUUAUGACAACCUAGUUUCUAUCAUAUGGAUAUACCAUAAUGAUUCCACUGUGAAGCAGUGGAAAAUUUUUUUCUGCCUCUUAAAAUACAACUACACAAAAAAACCCAACUAUAAUACAACAAUAUUUUAAAACCAUCUUUUAUUCCUUAUUUUUAUUGGAUAUUGAUUUCAGUGUCAAAAAUUAAGACUAAUAUAUUGCAGAGUGUCUUACAUCAGAGUGAAACUGUGAUAUAUAUAGUUUUCUUUCAUACAAAGAGUAACCUGCACCCCAAAAUUGCCAAACUUUACCAUUGUGCUCCUGCAUUUGUUUGAGCUGCUAUAUAUUUGUGAAAAUUACACUGAAAGUUGACCAAGAGACUGUUGAAAAAGCAUGAAUAACUAUAUGUACAUGAGAGACAUUGCAUUAGCUUAUAUUUUACUUAAUAUUGUUCAUUUUUUCUUGUUUCAUGUCUUGCUUGAAUGCUAUAAUACAUAGUCUUAUUUUCAAAAUAGUUUGCACUUUUUGUUAAUAAAAGUUAAGUUGAGCAAA